CCUCCCUCCCACGGCGGCCUCUGUCAGCAGAGGCAUGUUGCUGCGUGUCCCCGCCGGAAGCCCCACACUGCUUCACUGUCUUUUCUUGCGUGGAUUUUGAAACUUUUCACAUCUCACCGUCAGUGAUUUUUGGUGUCAGUGAGGGGGACCCAGGCGUUGACUGGUGACGUCACACAAGACCCUCUGCUUCGUCUUCAUAUUUGGCGGAUAGUGGGGGGAGUCACGAGGGAGGGGGACGACCAUGGGAUUCUACGGCACUUUGAAGCUCAUCUUCUUCAAGAUGAAGAGGAAGCUGGAUCAUGGCCCAGACGGACGAACCUUCUCCUCUGGCAAGAAGCAUUGCAAAGGCAACGGCUACUUCAGUCCUUCCAGUCUGGUUCAGGCCACACCCACUACAUUUGGGGACCUCCGGUUGGCCAACGGGCAUUCGGCCCAGCGGCGGCGCGUUACCUCGGGCCCACCCCCCUUUGGUCUGCAGGAUUGGCUUCACAUGUUUCAGGCAUGGAGCGGUCCCGAGAGGCUGCUGGCUCUGGAUGAGUUGAUUGACAGGUGUGAAACGGGCCAGGUGAAGCACAUGAUGCAGGUUAUUGAGCCGCAGUUCCAGAGAGACUUCAUAUCCCUGCUCCCCAAAGAGCUGGCUCUGUACGUGCUGAGCUUCCUGGCUCCCAGAGACCUGCUGCAAGCUGCCCAGACCUGCAGGUACUGGAGGAUCCUGGCUGAGGACAACUUGCUAUGGAGGGAGAAGUGUCAUGAGGAAGGUAUAUCAGAGCGCUCGUCUCCUCGCCGCAGGAAGUGCGCGAUGCCCGGUGGAGCGGUCAGCGCAUGGAAGUCGACUUAUAUCCGACAACACCGCAUUGAGAACAACUGGAGGAAGGGGGAUACGAGGGAGGCGAAGCAGGUGUUGAAAGGUCACGAUGACCACGUGAUCACCUGUCUACAGUUCAACGACGACCUCAUUGUCAGCGGCUCUGAUGACAACACGCUCAAAGUGUGGUCAGCUGUCAGCGGCAAGUGUUUGCGUACGUUGACGGGUCACACAGGCGGCGUGUGGUGUAGUCAGAUGGCACUCACCACAGUCAUCAGCGGCUCGACCGACCGGACGCUGCGGGUGUGGAACGCCGAGAGCGGGGAGUGCAUCCACACGCUCUACGGACACACAUCCACUGUGCGCUGCAUGCAUCUGCACGGCAACAGGGUGGUGUCGGGCUCCCGGGACACAAUGCUGCGUGUGUGGGACGUGUCAACGGGCCGCUGCGAGCACGUGCUGACGGGCCAUGUGGCAGCGGUGCGAUGCGUCCAGUACGACGGGCGGCGUGUGGUCUCGGGGGGCUAUGACUACAUGGUGAAGGUGUGGGACCCCGAGACGGAGAUGUGUCUGUACAAUCUGCAGGGGCACACCAACAGAGUGUAUUCACUGCAGUUCGAUGGCGUCUUUGUGGUGAGCGGCUCUUUAGACACAUCCAUCCGAGUGUGGGAUGCAACGACAGGUGGGUGUGUCCACACACUAACAGGCCACCAGUCACUGACCAGUGGCAUGGAGCUACGUGACCACAUCCUGGUGUCCGGGAACGCCGACUCCACUGUGCGAGUGUGGGACAUCCGGACAGGACAGUGUCUCCACACACUGCAAGGGCCCAACAAGCACCAGUCAGCAGUGACGUGCUUGCAGUUCUGCAGAGGUCUGGUUCUGUCUAGCUCGGAUGAUGGGACGGUCAAACUGUGGGACCUCCGGACCGGCGCCUGGCUGCGGGACGUGGUGGCAUUACAGAGUCGUAGAUCAGGUGGCGUGGUGUGGCGCAUCAAAGCUUCUGACACCCGGCUGGUCUGUGCCGCUGGCAGCAGGAACGGGACAGAGGGGACCAAACUGCUGGUGCUGGACUUUGACUUGGACGACCGACAGAUAGACAGGAAGAGACAGACCGAGCCAGACAAGGACGACGGGAAAGAAGAUUUUAUUUUCUAAAAACUGACGUGCUGAUUGACCAAAGUCUGGAGCGGCAGUGAAUGUGAAGGUGGCUGUUUGAUAAAGCUAAACAUUGUCAUGACAACAACUGAAUGUUGCGAGGAUGAAUGUAGCAAGAGGAGGCGGGACUUAUUGCUGCUAGCCAAUGAGGCGCUCAACACGCAUCCAAGGGCACCAACUCAUCAGUGUUGCCACAGCAACAGACCUCUUUUUGCAUCAGUGUUGUUCGGUGUAUUUGGGCGAGUAUGGAAGUGGGUAUGGGUAUGAAAUCAGUGGACAAGAUCAUUGGGGGGGUCGUUUCCCUCUUUUGGUCUGUAGUCAAUCAAUUUAUUUUUCCACAUAUCGUAAAUUUUCCAUCUAGUGCAAACUCUAAUUGGCUUUUUGUCCAACUGAUGCCUGUUUAAGCUAAUCAAUGGGAAUUGUGAUGAUUUGGGACUUAAUUACCACUGAAUAAUGAACACCACAAGGCCAGAGAUCAUCCACAAAUGAAAUAGUUUUAACAAGGCAAUAGGAUCGAUAAUUAAAAACAGUUCCCCCUGCCAGAUAUGAAGCUGAUGGGAUAUGUUGCCAAGCAACACCUACAGCCAAUGAGGGGAUGUCUGGUGGUGUUCGCCCUCGCAACAAGUGUUAUCAGCACAUAUUUUCAUCUGUGGAUGUUGGGUUGUGUGUGUGUGUGUGUGUGUGUGUGUGUAUACAGUGUAAAUAGCAAAAAAGGGUGUACAUAUUCUGAUUUUUCUAAACUAACACUAAUGGUGGAAUGAGGAGCAAGAUGGACGCAAGUGUCAAUAAAGAGAACUUUUGUAAAAUGCGGACUCAUUGAUGAUGAUAAUGAAGAGUCACCCAGAUUCUUCACUUCUAUGCCUGGGAAGGAAGUAGCAGUUGCCAUGGUAACUCCCUGCUAUCAUUCAUUGCAUGUUCUUUCUCUUGCACUGUUCAUUAACAAGACUAACCCUGUGUAUGUUUUACUUAUUUCGCAGCACCUUCUGACAAUAAGCCAGCAUCUUCCUCUUACGACAGUUGGUUUUACCGUCAUCACUGGUAAAGGUGAGGUUUGGAUCCUAAAACGGACUAAUCAUGUGCACUUGAACCAGAAUGAUGUCCAUGGAAAAGAUGCUGCAGCUACAGCGUGAUCACUUAAUUGUAAUGCAACGUGGCAGUUUGAUGCUGUCCGAUUUAAAAUGCCUGAUGGACGUUUUUUUUUUUUUAUCCAAGGCACUCAAGCUAAUUGAAAGAAACCCAACCAAUCGAUGUAAUUCAACUAAGUGACUCAUGCUGGCUGAGGCUCAGUCUGUUACCGUGGCUACUGGCCGUCGUUUUAAGCAACAGUGUAACUUAAGUCGCACACUCAUUUAAUUUGUGCUAAAGUAUGAAAGCAAAAAGCUGGCACGGUAGGUAUUUGGCUAGCUCUAGUGGUGCAAGCAUGAACUGCAACAACUGGUCCUGUAGGGUUGUAGCAUUUUACUUUUUUCGUCCCUGAUGCCCCAUGUUAAGUUGACAAUUGUUUG
This is a messenger RNA of Dunckerocampus dactyliophorus (ringed pipefish), 3468 nucleotides long. RefSeq names its product F-box/WD repeat-containing protein 7-like. Lineage: Eukaryota; Metazoa; Chordata; Actinopteri; Syngnathiformes; Syngnathidae. The record is from RefSeq and is a predicted model, not a curated record. Gene Ontology annotation, biological process: proteasome-mediated ubiquitin-dependent protein catabolic process; ubiquitin recycling. Gene Ontology annotation, molecular function: ubiquitin binding. Gene Ontology annotation, cellular component: cytoplasm; nucleus. Bases 242 to 1963 code for a protein of 573 amino acids. The transcript has 12 exons.